AUGUUCGCACUCACGCCAACCUAUGAUCAACCUCAUAUUCUAAACUUGAUCCUGUUUCUUCUUGGUACCACUGGAGUAUAUCUAGUCUUCUCUUCAGUACUACAAUACUGGCGUCUUCGACACAUACCUGGGCCAUUCCUUGCAGCAUGGACGAACCUUUGGCUUAUGACACGCAUGAACAGCAAGGAGAAGUUCUACGAUGUCAGAAAAAGACUUCAUCAGAAGUACGGACCCGUUCAACGUUAUGGACCCAACAGAGUCAUGUUCAGCGACAUUUCCGCCGUGCAUUCUGUACUUCCAACAUCAAACAUCCUUCCCAAGGCUAGCAACUAUGAUCCUCUCAAGGUGUUUGUCAAUGGUAGCGAAGUUGCCUCCUUUAUUGCCAUCACCGACGACGACAAGGCGGCGCGGCUCAAGCGCUUUCUGCACCCAACUUUCAGUCCUAGCGGUGUUCUGCGAUACGAAUCUCAUGUUGAUCAUACGGUGUCCGAACUGAUAAGUCAUCUACGCAACGUCGGACCAACCACUGAUCUCGCUCCUUGGUUCGCGUGGUUUGCUUUCGACACAAUCACUCGCAUUGGCUUCAGCGAAGACCAAGGGUUCAUGAGACAACAAGAAGAUAUCGGUGGCGCAGGUAAGGCAGCACAGCGGAGAUUUGAUCAUUGGAACUUUUACUGGACCAUUCCCUGGCUGGACGCACUGUUGUACAAGAACUGGUUCGUCAAGAAUCGCAAGACAGCAGCGCCAUCAGGCCUAGUAAAAUUGGCCUUACGGGUCGUUCAGGAUCGUAAGACGAAAGGAGGAUUGGGCAUUCAUCACGAUUUGCUAGAUCUAUACAUGGAAUCUGGCAGACAGGAUCCGCAGCUCUACACACCAUCUACUAUACUUGGUCUUACUAUGACAACUAUCCAUGCAGGAGCAGAGACUACUGCAUACACUUCGGCUAUAUGCAUGUAUCUCAUCCUCAGCAAUAGACGUGUACACGACAAGCUCAGAGAAGAACUGCAAUCCAUCAUGCCAGCGACCGAAACAGACUGGGAGCUCCCGGAAACGACUGCCUUGCGAAAGCUACCUUAUCUGGACGCUUGCAUCAAGGAAUCCGCACGCCUCAAGCCAUCGGCCAACAUCAUGGGCGAACGUGUUGUGAACAGCGACGACGCCGUGAUUGCCGGAAUGCCAAUUCCUAGAGGCACAAUUGUCGCCAUAAACACGGCGGGCCUGAAUACAGAUACUAGCAUCUGGGGCUCAGAUGUCGAAGCAUUCAGACCAGAACGCUGGCUCGAGGCCUCUGAAGAACAACGAGUCUUGAUGCAUCGUGCAAAUCUCACUUUCUCGGCUGGUAAGCGCAUAUGUCUUGGAAUGCACAUUGCUUGGAUGGAGAUGAAGAAAGUCAUACCAGCUCUGAUCAUGAAUUUUGAUAUUGAACUGGUCCAUCCCGAGGAGGAUCUGAAGCAGACAUCUGGUGUCUUUGGCGUUCCAGAAGAGAUCAAAGUAUACAUUCGGUCACGUACGAAGACUUAA
Aureobasidium melanogenum CBS 110374 is the source of this 1521-nucleotide messenger RNA. Its product is annotated as cytochrome P450. The transcript has 3 exons. The record is from RefSeq and is a predicted model, not a curated record. Lineage: Eukaryota; Fungi; Ascomycota; Dothideomycetes; Dothideales; Saccotheciaceae. Bases 1 to 1521 code for a protein of 506 amino acids. Gene Ontology annotation, molecular function: iron ion binding; heme binding; monooxygenase activity.